AUGGCGACUGCGGACAUAACGACUUGGUCGAAUGACUAUCUCACCACGGCGGAAGCAAUCACCCACGGUAACGCCUCGGGCGCUGACGGUUCUUGUGUCCAUUUUAUUGAUCCUCAGCAUGGCGUUUAUCAAAUCGGCGGUUUUUGGAUGCUGCUCGGCUUUUUGGUACCGGCGAAUAUCGGAACCUAUCAGACAUUGUGGCUACGACUCAUGUUAUGUAUCGGGUUUUUCUUCCAUGUAUUCUGGGCCGGCCCUGUAAGCUGCUGGCCCGAUGCCUUGGGAUGGAACUUGGUCUUCUUCGUCAUCAACGUCGGUCAGCUGGUGUAUGUGGCUCACGGCAUCCGACCUGUGGAAUUCGAGGAUGAUUUGGGAGAGGCGUACGAGACAUUUUUCAAACCAUUCAACAUCACCCCUCAGCAGUUCAAACGACUAGUUGGCAGGCAUGGUGAAUUGUACGAGCUUGAUAAAACUGGUCACUAUGCCGUGGAAGGGAAGUCACUGGUGGACGAACGAUUGGGACUAUUACUUUCCGGCAGGAUGAAGGUAACUGCAGAGGGCGCUUUUCUUCAUUAUGUUAACAAGAAUCAGUUUUUGGAUUCUCCAGAAUGGGAGUCUUGCUCACGUGAGUCGGGAAACCAUUUCCAGGUUACUAUUACAGCCGUUGAAAAGUGUCGCUAUAUUCAGUGGACGCGCAAGAAGUUGGAAAACCACCUUAACAGGGAACCGUUCCUGAGCGCAGUCUUCGAAGCGAUCAUUGGCAAAGACGUCAUGACUAAGCUAUAUUCACUGAACGCUGGGUCCCAUCACGACAGCGUCCACGAGAUAACUGAGGAGCCAGCAACGGAAACGACCGACGUCGAAGGUGGAGAUGACGCGCGAAGGGCCGACUUCCAGCACCAGUGGACCCCGGUUAAAGACGACAGUGAUGUCGAGAGUUUGAAAGCUCGUAGUCACGGUGGUAGUACACCUAGUCUGACAUCUGGCCUCUCCGUGGUGGAUAUUAGAGCCAGCAUCGCAUCUGGUAGAGGAGCGGCAGGAACACACCUGCCAAACCGCCCUGACAGCGCCGACGUACACCUAUCAAGUGAGAAAUCAAAACUACAACAAAUCAGCGAGUAGAAUCCAAUUUGUAGAUCCCUCCCCCUCCAAGGCAUCAUGUUCAACUAUGUGACAACCGGUCACAUACUUCAUCUUUGUUAGAUCGCAUUACUAGCUACUAGGCGCCAAUACUAUUUACUCUCUCCAAUUAUUAUCUACUAGGACCCAUUAGUAUCUACUAAUCUUGAUUAGUAUCUACUAUCAGUUAAUACUAAUCAGUUACUAACUAACAACAAUUUUGAAUAUUCUUACCAAUUAUGUUUCAAAAUAUUUUAAAACAAAACCUGAUUUUUUUAUCUGAUAUUUAAUAAUUAUCUUGCAAACUAAAAUCGGAGUGAAUAUUGGAUAUGUGAUAUUAUUUUAAGUGAUAAUUUGGCAUCAUUUGACACGUGACUCUGUCCAUUUCUUUCAUAAAACCAUCGAUACCAUUCAAUCAAUCGGAAAGUAGAUUAAAUUAGCUUAACACUUAUGUAGGUCAAAGUCAAAGUCAAUUUUCGCAGACUAAACCCUUGUAGAUUGAUGAAAUUAACCGAAUGUUAUAGAAAAUAACUUUAAAAUGUUGUCGGGAAAUUUAUUUCGUAACAUUUGUUUACAACGCACUUAAAAGUACAAAAUCAUUAUAACUAAUUCGAUAAGAUUAUGAUGGAUAUUUUAAAAAAUCAAAUUAAUUUGAAAAGUUCGAAUCUACUUGUCUUGCUUCUUGUCAGAAAAUGUGCAGAUACAAUCAGGCAAUGAAAACACUGUCACUCUGUGUUAUUUACGUCAUUUCCUGGAACGUCAUAUUCGGUAUUUCUAGUUGUGUGAAGCAAAAUAGUGUACACAAACAAAUGAAUCCAUACACUGCAUGUGUGUUUAAUUUUUCUCUAACACCAUCUAUUAUGUAGCUGUGCACUUUUGCAUACUGAAUUGUGUUUUGAUAAUCGUAUAUAUAUGUGUGUGGGUAACUAGAAAUGUAUGUGUAGUAUAUUGGAAUGUGAUAAUGUCCUGCUUCUAUGUAUCUGUUUUCAUUGUGCAGUCAUGUUUUUUUUCUGUGUCUGCGUUCUUGUUGUCUAACCCAUUUUUUCCUGUUCUCUUUUUUUUUGUUUCUACGUUUGUUUCGUCACAGCUAUAUCCGGUUCACUAAAGUUUCCCUGUUUGACGGGAGGGUUUAACAACACAGCUUACAUCCAGAACAGCCCGGAGUACGAAACGUCAGUCUAACCAUAACCAUGGCGACGUGUGUAUUGGCAGACAUCACAAGCAUGAUGCGGUUGGCAUGGCAAUGUCUGUGGAUGCUGCAAUGAUUGUUACAGUAACUCCUUUUUACCGCACCAAGUUUUUGCAUCAUCGCACCCAGAUGUUUAUGCACGCACGUUAGUUUGGGUCAACAUUAUUAAAUAAUGAAAUACACGCUAGCAUCCAGCAAUGUGUAAAAUAUAUUUGCGUUGUUAAAUUUUAUAUUGUCACUAAAUCCUGCGGACCGAUAAGCAAUAAUUUUUCUGAACGUGGGUGGGUUCGAAAUGAAUGCUAGUUUUUUACGUAAUAACACAUGAAUUCGGCAGCUCUAAUGAAAUCGCCGUAUCUUAACUUUUUUUAUUUUUUUUUCAAAAAUGUAGUUUUCAAUAUAAUAUUGUUUUAUUGUCUUAAGUUUCAAACAAACUCUAAUUGAACUAAUCAUGUUUUAAAUUUCUUCCACACAGAGUUCAAUGUCAAAAAUCCAAGUACAUUACCAUCAUAUUAUCUCAACAUAUUUCUCCCAACAAUAAAAAUAAAAUUCGCAAAACAUAAAAAAAGUCGUAAAAUAAGUAUGGACGGUCCGCAAUCCCCCCCCCCAGCUUGAAAUUUAACGUAUUAAGAGACGUUUGAAACGUUGAGCGCUGUGUGGUAGAAUUUAUUUUUGAAACCUUGUAUUAUAAACGACAGACAUGAUGUGAUUUCACUUGGAAUGACUCGACCAGCCACAUAAUGAUAUAUACACAAGUUGAAACGGAAAGAAUAAGACGGACGUCAUGUGACCACUUGUCAUCUAUUUUCAGACGCGGAUUCAUGAUCUGAUUUGCUGCAGCUGUUAUCGAUUACUCUGCCACGUCUUUAUCCCUAACAGGUGCGCAUACCUAGCAGUUAUUUUGUACACUUCGGUAAUUUCAGUUAUUCCAACCAGGGAGCAGAAAAAAAAAACUUUCAACUAAAAAGAAUUGAGGAUAAUUAAUACAUUAUUAUAAAAUAAUUUAUUAUUAUACAUCUGUCACCGUAACGACAUAAAGUUACAGCGUGCCGUAAUUCUGCGGUAUUUUACAGGAUAUUCUCAUCCUACCGUAUUAGGAAAUGCGAAUUCCAAAUAUGGAACGAUUAUGCGCGUAAGUGUCCUCUUGUAAUGAAAACAAACAUGGCUGCCUCCAGGGUUUGACCGGACUCCACGCAAAGAAGUUCGCUGAUUCUGUUCUAAACUUUCUGUCUUUAGGCAUUCCCGUGAUGUAUCUUUGAGAGGAAUAUAUAAGAUUAUUACGUGGAUACUUAUAUACAUUUCGGUAUCCUCGUAAAAACCUCAUAUUAUAAUGUAUUUAGUAUGAAUCACAUAAUACGUUCGGCGAACCAUUAAUAAAUCUAUAAAUAAUGUUUCCACUAUUGUACCGAAAUACCGGAAUUGUUUACUUUUCUGUGAAUAUUGUUUUUGUUUUAUAUCUUCAUAAAAAAAUAUAAAAAAAACAUCAGAAACUAACCAUUAUUUAAAAAUUAAAAUGUGCCUAUAAUUCAAGCAUUAACUACUCGGCCAAAUAACAAUACGUUCACAAUCGGACACUACUAAAGAGGCUUCCUGUCAAGGAGAAAACACAGCGUGAACAUUUCGGAGUUAGUGGUAACAGCGCCCUCUUUGUCAGGUUUCCAUAUGAGCGUUGACAAAUAAUAGCCAGCGGUAACCUGAUAAGUUUAUUGAAAAUUUUAACGCCACUAUAGUUAUCAAUACGUCUGUCGCUAUUUUAUUGUUUUUGUCCGAACAGAAUUUAGCCACAAAUAAUUAAAUAAUGACGUAAUGCUUAGUGAAGCCAAUGAAAUAAACGCUAAAAAUAGUUAAGGGUAUUAUUAUAUACAGGAUACUACAGUUUUUAUAAUAAAGCUGAAUAUAUUCAAUAUUGGUGUUGACAUCACGUAUCAUAUGCCCGGAAAUCAUCAGAUAACAAAACCGAAUGUGUUAUUUUCAACUAACUUAGGGAUUUCAUAUUAUAGCAUUAAUCACACUUAACUCGGCAAGGUAUGAUCUUUUUUUAAAUGACUGCAUGGCAUUUGAUUACAGUGUAUUGAUUCGCCGUAAAGUGUCUCUUUAAACUGGAACGUGUGAAACGUUAAGACUCUAUCUUGUUCCUUGCGUAAUAUUUACUCAAACAUUUCGAGGUUUUCGAGUUUCCUUAUUUUGUGGAAACAAUAGAUUUAUUCGUCCGAACCAAAUGCAUUAUGGGUAACCUAGCUAUGUACUUUUGUAACUACUUUUUUAUUUAUUUAAUUAAUACUUUGGAUUGUAUAUGUGUGAUAUAUAUAUUUUUUAUUUUAUACAGUUUGACUUUGGUUGUCGUGUUUUGUUUUGUUUCGUUUCCAAUAAAUAUUUGUUUUCUUAA
Messenger RNA from Saccoglossus kowalevskii, 4688 nucleotides. RefSeq names its product popeye domain protein. NCBI's taxonomy places the organism in Eukaryota, Metazoa, Hemichordata, Enteropneusta, Harrimaniidae. Gene Ontology annotation, biological process: striated muscle cell differentiation; heart development; skeletal muscle tissue development. Gene Ontology annotation, molecular function: cAMP binding. The record is from RefSeq and is a predicted model, not a curated record. Gene Ontology annotation, cellular component: sarcolemma.